CUUCCAGAUCACUGUGCUUAGCAAGAACUAGUCAACUUGACACGGGAGGGUAAUAGAAAACGUUCUGAAAUGGCCGCGCACGGCGAGCCCGCGCAGCCCGCGGUCACCGCGACGGUGACGACAACAAAUGGAGGUCAUAGGAGCGCCUUGAACUUCCCUGAUUACCGCCGCAGCGUCGCGUUCAAAUAUGUCAAGCGCGGCUAUACGUUCCUGAUGUCCUAUGUUUUGACUAUUGCUCUGGUGCCGCUGGCGGGCAUGCUCCUGCUGGAGCUCGUGAACAUGCACCGGACGGGCGAACUGACGCGCUUGGUGGGCGUCGCGAAGCAGACCGACCUGACGUUCAACUUGGUGACGGUCAUCGCCACGAUAGCUGCGCUGAUGGGUGUGGUCAUCAGCUACUACAUCCUACGGACACGCCCGGUCUACCUAGUAGACUUCCAGGUCUACCGCGCGCCUGACAGUUGGAUGGCUACCUACACGCGUUUCAUGGCCGGCUCCCGCAAGUGCGGGCGCUUCACGGACGAGGCUCUGGAGUUCCAGGAGAAGAUCAUGACCCGCUCCGGCCUGGGUCAGGAGACCUACCUGCCGCCUGCUGUCCAGACCGUUCCGCCCGAGUGCACCAUGGAGAAUGCGCGCAAGGAGUUUGAGAUGGUGGUGUUCCCUAUCAUCGAGGAGCUGCUGCAGAGGACGGGCGUGCACCCCAAGCAGAUUGGCGUCCUGGUGCUGAACUGCUCUCUAUUCAACCCCACGCCCUCGCUGACGGCUAUGAUCAUCAACAAGUUCAAAAUGCGCUCCAGCAUCCUGUCCUACAACCUCGCCGGCAUGGGCUGCUCCGCUUCGCCCAUCUCCAUCGACCUGGCCAAGCAGCUGCUGCAGCUGCACCCCUCCACCUACGCGCUGGUUGUGAGCACGGAGAACAUCACGCAGAACUGGUACUUUGGCAACGACCGCGACAAGCUGCUGCCCAACUGCCUCUUCCGCGUGGGCGGCGCCGCCAUUCUGCUGUCCAACCGCCGCCGCGACGCCUGGCGCUCCAAGUACGAGCUGAUGCACACCGUGCGCACCCACCUGGGCGCCAAGGACGAGGCCUACAGCUGCAUCUUCCAGAUGGAGGACUCGGAGCGCAACAUCGGCGUGCGGUUGACCAAGGAGCUGUUUGCGGUGGCGGGCGAGGCGCUGAAGAUCAACGUGACCACGCUGGGGCCGCUGGUGCUGCCGCUGAGCGAGCAGCUGCUGUUCUUCUUCAACCUGGUGGCGCGCAAGGUGUUCGGCUACCGCGGCAAGCCCUACAUCCCGGACUUCAAGCUGGCCUUUGACAAGGUGUGCAUCCACACCGGCGGCCGCGCCGUGAUCGACGAGAUCGAGCGGCAGCUGCAGCUCACAAACGACAUGGUGGAGCCCUCGCGCGCGGCGUUGUACCGGUACGGCAACGUGUCGUCGGCGUCCAUCUGGUACGUGCUGGCGUACCUGGAGUCGUUCAACGGCAUGCGCCGCGGCGACCGCAUCUGGCAGAUGGGCUUCGGCUCGGGCUUCAAGUGCAACAGCGCUGUGUGGCGCGCCAACCGCAAUUUCAAGUGCCUGCACCAGGCUUGGGAGGGCUUCAACCUGGAGGAGAUGCGCGCGCACCUGGCCUCGCUGCCCAACCACCACAACAAGAAGGGCUCCUAAGCAGCUGGCGCGAGCUGCUGGCUAGCUCAGGACGCAAUGGGCCUGGCCGGAACUCUAGCUCUGAGCGGCGCCAGCACUUCGCCACUGGCAGCAUGUGGCAGCGUUGGCGGAUACUGGAAGGUUGUGCGGGAGUCGGGGAAUACCGCGCAUGGGUGCGGGUGGGUAGGCUGAACACAGGGACCGGAGAUGAGCCCAUUAUGCAUGCGUGCGGCGUUGUAGGGGCUUGGCACAACACCAAUAUGGAUUAGGGGCAGAUAUGAAAGAUGUUUGGAGGGUGCCAUGUACCCCUACCCUAGCGUAACUCAAAUGGGUAGAUGAGGAAACAGGCUGUGCUAUCUAUGUAUGGGUCGGAGGUCGCGGAUGGUGGACUAGCGGGUGUGCGGCGCAUGCCAAGACGCUUCGGGUUGAUAAUUCACCUAAGCAGACUCGGGCGCACGGCUUGGGCGAUGAUAUGCCGUUUGCCCGUUUCUUGCCGGUUUCAAGCAUACGAUAGUGGGGAACGGAACAAUUUUGACGUCAAAUAAAAACUGUGCGUGGUGGUGACCAAACCACAUUGGAGACUGCAGACAUGUGCACUUGGAACGACGCUUGGCUCUUGAGGCACGAACACCCCAUCCAGAUGGAGGAAGGCGGAUCAGGAGGAUGUGGGAGACGGAGAGAUCUCAUUACAUACCGAGGUGACGCCGACUACCGUCUACACUGAAUGUAAUUCAAGCACUCAAGAAGGUCUAAAAAUGGAAAGAAUGAAUGGUUUCGCAAUCUAACAUCCCCCGACAGGUUCUCAUUCCACAGCACAGUACCCUCCCCGCGCGGAAUGGUGUGUGAUCAGACACGCUCAUGACCUUAAUCCUGCACGGCCAAUGCACGCCAGACUACGCCAGACGGAUGGUCCUAUUACGCUAGU
Molecule: messenger RNA, 2572 nt
Organism: Chlamydomonas reinhardtii
Lineage: Eukaryota; Viridiplantae; Chlorophyta; Chlorophyceae; Chlamydomonadales; Chlamydomonadaceae
Exons: 13
Coding region: 70-1668 (532 amino acids)
Biological process (GO): fatty acid biosynthetic process
Cellular component (GO): membrane
Molecular function (GO): acyltransferase activity, transferring groups other than amino-acyl groups
Source: RefSeq, a predicted model, not a curated record